Messenger RNA from Aegilops tauschii subsp. strangulata, 960 nucleotides. RefSeq names its product FBD-associated F-box protein At5g27750-like. NCBI's taxonomy places the organism in Eukaryota, Viridiplantae, Streptophyta, Magnoliopsida, Poales, Poaceae. The record is from RefSeq and is a predicted model, not a curated record.
AUGCCGUUCUCUGGUGGCUUGGCGGUAGCGGCUGGAAGCGGCAAGGACCGCAUCAGCGACCUCCAAGACGCCAUCCUCGGUGAGGUCAUCUCCCGUAUCUCCACUAGGGAGGGCAUCCGCACUCGGAUUCUCGCACGUCGUUGGCGUCCUGUUUGGCCGACCGCUCCUCUGAAUCUUGACUGCCCUAAGAUCCCUGUCGCUCGUCUUUUGAACGCCCUAGAAACAGUUCAUGUCGAGAUCAUCAGUAGGGUCUCUGCCUACAGCGAGGAGCUUGCUCGUAUACGAUACAUCGGAACUUGGCAUCAGGGAAAAACAGUUCCUGGUGAUGGUUCUUGCCUUCCAGAGUCCAUCCUCUCCAGCCAUGUGGGCACAGUUCUCCGCCUUUGUAUACCGGUGUGCUACCUCCAAUGCAGACCCUCUACUGUCCACGCCUGGCUUGAGUCCCCCAGAUUGAACAAUCUCCAGAUACCAGACCAUUAUGUAGAGGUACUUGAACUACCACUGGUCAAGAGACUUUCGCUUGUUGAGGUUGAUAUAUCAGACUUCUCGUUGCAAAGCAUGAUCAACUCUGGUUGCCCUGCACUCGAGUGCCUACUGCUUGUUUGCAAUAGAGAAAGGCAUCGGAUCACAAUAAAUUCCCCUAACCUUGUAAGCAUCGGCAUCCGUGGUGAGAUAGGAAAAUUCAUCAUCGAGGAUGCCCCCUCACUUCAAAGGUUGAUCCACGAUCUCCAGAGCAAUAACAUGGAGGUAUUCAUCGUCUCUGCACCCAAACUGGAGAGAUUGGGCAAAUUCAGGAUCUCGCUUGACUCCACAGGUCUUAUGGGUUUGGCGACGGCCAGCCUAUCUACAAUGCGGCAAUCUGUCAAAACCUUGUUUUUGGCCAUGACUUAUCAAGUGGACCUGGUCAUUCACUUGCUUAAGUGCCUUCCAAAUCUGGAGAACUUGUUUGUUCAGAGCUAG